Messenger RNA from Penicillium salamii, 1143 nucleotides. NCBI's taxonomy places the organism in Eukaryota, Fungi, Ascomycota, Eurotiomycetes, Eurotiales, Aspergillaceae. The record is from the annotation of a GenBank genome assembly.
AUGGAUGCUGUAACAGCGAUAGUCUCUCGGGAGCCAGACCAGCCUCUGGCCUUGAACUGGUCACUCGAACAAGUCGAGGUACGUCCACCUGGCGAUGACGAGGUGCUGGUGCAGAUCCACGCCUCAGGGAUAUGCCAUACAGACAUUGUCCUAUCAGCUGUGCCUAGUGGUACGCUCGGUAUUGAAUAUCCCAAGGUAGUUGGACAUGAAGGCGCCGGUAUUGUCCUGACGGUUGGCAAGAAUGUACACUCAGUCGAAGCUGGAGAUCCUGUUCUUCUCUCCUUCUCCUCCUGCUCUGCCUGUGUACAGUGCCUGGCUUCCCACCCCGCAUACUGUGAUUCUUUUGCGUCGAGGAAUUAUGUCGGUCAGCAGGGAUCAAUGAGAAGUAAGAAUGAUAGAAAACCUCUCUGGUCACAAUUCUUUGGUCAAUCUAGCUUUGCGCAGUACAGUGCCGUCCACAAAUCUACCGUCGUCAAUGCCAAAGCUCUUAUCCGCGAUCCCAGUGAGCUGAAACUCUUUGCUCCUCUAGGCUGUGGCUUUCAGACUGGAAUGGGGGCUGUUCAAAACAUCACGCAGGCAAGCCCAAAUGAUGUUGUGAUGAUCUCGGGCUUGGGUGCGGUCGGUAUGGGGGCACUCAUGACUGCCAAAAUCAUUGGAUGCAAAACUAUCAUUGCAGUUGAUCGUAUGAAAUCUCGUCUUGAGCUGGCCAAAGAUAUUGGUGCGACACACGCCAUCGAUACCAGCGAUUCAAACUUUUCUACGCUAGACAGCGCAGUCCGGAGCAUCGUUCCCACGGGGACAUCCAUCGCGAUAGACACCACUGGAGUGCCUUUUAUAAUCGAGCAGAGUAUUCAAUCGACCCAUGCCCGUGGAAAAGUGGUCUACAUCGGCAUACCUCCGCUGGAUUUUACCCUCAACAUAAAUCUUGGGGAACACAUUAACGCUAUUCCACAGAUGAUCCAGUGGUACCGAGAAGGGAAAUUCCCCUUAGAUCGUUUCGUGCAGUAUUUUGAGGUGCGCUAUCACUGUCUAAAACUUGGGCAGUCUACUGACCUAAAAGAACAGGCAACGGAUUAUCCAAAGGCCCUCGCCGGCUUGGAAGAUGGAAGAGUUAUCAAACCAGUACUCGUUUGGAGCCACUAG